This is a messenger RNA of Hypoxylon fragiforme, 4343 nucleotides long. RefSeq names its product DUF676-domain-containing protein. The record is from RefSeq and is a predicted model, not a curated record. The coding region runs from base 595 to 4023 and encodes 1142 amino acids. Lineage: Eukaryota; Fungi; Ascomycota; Sordariomycetes; Xylariales; Hypoxylaceae. The transcript has a single exon. Gene Ontology annotation, molecular function: monoacylglycerol lipase activity.
CUCAAAUCUUCAUUAUCCCUUUCAAUCUAAUCUUCACGCUUUACCAUUGACACUUCAAUGUUACAACAUUGAAUUUACAACCCCCAUGUAUGUAUGUACAUACAAUGCAGCUGAUAGAAUCCAUCCAACAACAUUGAACCACAGAUCUUCUAUUCUACCUACAUACAUCCCACCUACUUGUGUACAUUAUAAUACUUGCAACAUAGUUCAUGAGAAUCAUCUGUACAUCCUAGGUACCUGACAAUACAUCCUAGGACUGCACGUGGUUCUUCAGUCGUCUCCAUUCAAACUUCUCGAAGUAACCUGAGGUUCAAUACCAUACUACAUACUACUUACUGCCUACAUACCUAGCCUAUCUACCUACCAACCAACAUACCUAUUACAAACUCACACAUGCUACAAAAUCUACAAUCUUUUCUUUAUCGAUAAUAUCGUCCGUACGAUCCGUACCAUCAUACCCUUGCCGAUCCAUCGGGGAUCCAUCAACCCAUGACAUCUAAUUUGCCAUGUCUUGUUGACUAACAAUUCACGGUCACCUAAUGAAAAGUACUCGCGCUUGAGAACCUGUCAAUAGCAAGAGCACUUCCAUAAAAUAUGCUUCUCCUGCAUCAGGUUGGCAGUGUCAAGAUCGGUGAAGUCGUUCGCUAUACCGUAACUUAUACGCCCUCCAACGACCGAAUCCUACCCUCCCCCGACGUCCUACAUCUACGCAUCCGAAAUACUUCUCCUAUCCCUCUCCGAGCCGCCUUCAUCCAUGGUCCCUAUACCCUCAAUGUCUCUGCGUACCCGGCUCAUUACGACCCCAACACCAAAUUCGAGAAUCCCAAGCGUUAUGGCGUCCCUGAAUUCGAACCUAUGCUCAAGGCCGGAGGCACGUGGACAUGUCAGUUGAUUGUACCCGACGACAUACGCGAGAGUGCCGGAUCUGGUUUUCGCCAGGGCGACUAUGGCUACGAUGCCAUCGAAGAUGCCCCCAAGAGCGCGAGUUGGAUCGUAGAGGUUACGAGUCAGGUUAUAUUUUCCGCCAGCGCCGCUGUGGGUUACGAGGUCUUGGUUGCACGGGAUGAGAAAAGCUUAACCCUGGGCGGCGUGCCCGUUAUUGGCGGUCAGGCCCCGGUCCCACAGCCCGGAAAAGUGACCGAUUUUCAACAAAGCUUGGGCGCAAAAGAUGGACACCAUCCUGCGCAGUUAAAGGGCGUCUUUUCGAAAGCUAUCACCUUGCAAGUUGAGGAUACCGCAAGUCUCUGGAACAGCCCACCGCUUCCAGGCUGGGACGAACUGGAUCAUGCAAGAACCAAAGCAUCCGGCGGAGAUAAGGCAGUCGCUGUCAGUGCUGUCAGUGCUGUCACGGAACCAACAGAAACAGUGAAGGAGGAUGGUGUAAAAAGUCGCCCCCCGAAGAAGAUCCACUUGGUCAUCUUGACUCAUGGUCUGCAUAGUAAUCUCGGGGCCGACAUGUUGUACUUGAAAGAGAGUAUUGACGCGGCUGCGAAGCAAGCGAAGGUAGACGCGAAGGCCAGAAAAGCAAAAGCGAAAGCCGAGAAGGGUGGCGAAGAAGAAUCAAAGGGUGAGGGUGUAGAACAACAACCGGGAAAGAGUACUGAUGGCCAGGAUGAAGACGACGAAGACGAUGAAGAGGAAGUCAUAGUACGCGGCUUCUCUGGAAAUGCUACUCGAACAGAAAGGGGCAUCAAAUUCCUGGGCAAGCGUUUGGCACGCUGGAUACUUUCCAGGACGUAUCCUGACCAACCUUUUCUUCCAUCUUUGAAAAAAGCAGCCGGUGAAACCAUUACCAGUGCUUUUAAGAACGACGAAGGGAAUGACGAGGCAGCCGGAAAACCAGCGCACAAACACAGCACCAUUCACAGAGGUCAUCAUCAUCAUAAGCAGAACCGCAAUUUUCAGAUCACUAGUAUCAGCUUCGUCGCACACUCCCUAGGGGGCCUAGUUCAAGUGUACGCCAUCGCGUAUAUCCAGAAGCAUUCGCCUUCCUUCUUUGACUUAAUCCGGCCCAUCAACUUCAUUACGCUUGCCUCCCCAUUACUAGGCCUUAGCAACGAAAAUCCCCUAUAUGUUAAGUUUGCGCUUGACUUUGGCCUCGUCGGAAGGACCGGGCAAGAUCUUGGCCUUACGUGGCGAGCUCCGACUAUUGCCAGAAGCGGCUGGGGUGCAUUAGUCGGUACACUAGGAGAGAGUGCUCAUAAGAAGGUAAUAGGAGACGUGCAACCAGAGUCAAAGCCUCUCUUACGUAUUCUACCAACUGGUCCAGCGCAUACCGCUUUGAAGAAAUUCCGCAACCGAACCAUAUAUUCCAAUGUGGUAAACGAUGGAAUCGUACCGCUCCGCACCAGCUGCCUCUUAUUUCUAGAUUGGCAAGGACUUGGUCGUGUAGAGAAGGCUCGACGAGAAGCUGGCUUAGUUGAGACCGUUGUUGGGUUUGGAUGGGCUGAACUAACCGGUGCAAAUGCGACUUCGCGAAGAGGACCGUGGUCACCCCUAAGCGAAGAUGCACCAUCGUUGGCGCAGUCCAGUGCCGAAUCCGAGUCUUCCGGAGGCGACUCGCACGAGGUGCCUCAACCAUCAACUAACGCAACGUUAGAGGAUGAUAGACGCAGUCUGAACUUAGCAACUCCGGAUGCUGGUACUAUGGGUCAUAACUCACAAACGAACAAUGAUUUCCCCUUAUCAGGAUUCUUCAACUUCUUCAGAUCCAGCGAGUCGUCUAAAACGGGGGCACGCAAAACACCUCCCCCAUCUCCCCGGGAAAGUAAGAUUUACCAGCGCAGUCAAACGCUUAAGAUUGACAUGGCCACGGGCACAGAAUCGCCAAGUAAAUCGUCAAGUGGGUCCAAGGUAUCUUCUGGUCACGAACUCAGCGACGACCCAACACAUGAAGUAUCAGCCCCCCCUAGGACUACGUUCUUUGAGUCCGCGGGUGAUCUUCUCAAUCCCAAGUUACCAACGGUCGAGUACUUCAUCGACCCUUCACAGCGCUCCCGGACCAUAUUCCAUGAUCGAGUCUACCACCCGUCCGACAUCCCACCGCCACCCCUCAAAAGACGCACAACUAAGUCGCUCUCUUUCCGACACCGGCCAACAGGCUCUAGUGGUACUUCAACUUCCAAGGAAGAAAAUGGAAAGGCGCAUUCGUCAACUUCGGGAGUCGAUCAUGUAGAGUCUGGCCUCUCAGCCCAUGAUUACGACGACCAUUCACAUACGGAUCCUGACAGAGAUUUUGACCAGGUUAUUGACACAUCCAACAUGAAGGUCGAAGAGAAGAUCGCACGAGCAUACCACCGUGGCUUGAGUUGGCGAAAAGUUCUGGUCAAACUAGAGCCAGAUGCGCACAAUAACAUUAUCGUCCGUCGCAAAUUUGCCAAUGCUUUUGGCUGGCCUGUCGUGAAGCACCUAGUCGAUGCUCACUUUAGUGAUAGCGCAGCUGCACGUACGCGGGACGAGGCUGAGCAGGGUGUCGACCGUGCUAAACCGAUGCAUAAGGCGCCAGACACAACAGGCGCGGAGACGCAUACACAAGACGACGCCCAACCACAGAGAGGUGCAAAUAUUCGUGGUGGUAGGAUGGCCCAUAAACACACUGCCAGUGAGGCCCUUGAGGCCACGGAUACAGUAUCGGAUUUACCAUCCCAAUCCGGAGAGAAAAAAUCGUCUCAAAACUCAAGAGAAUCACCGCCCCGACCAUCGAUUGAUAGAGUCGACUCGGCAAGUUGGAGCGAUCGGGACUUCAACGACAGUGGUGAUGAUAGCGACACAGAUCUAGACAUGGCGUACGGCAAGCAUAGCAAGGGCAAAAAUUCGAAGGAGAGUAAAGACAAUGAUGGAAGAGCCAGUAGUCCAGGCUGGAAUUGGACCGAGAAAAUCGUAGGUAAAGGCGCUACGAAGAAGGGGAAGGGCGUCAAGGCUCCUCAGAGUUCCAUAAACCCACAAGCAGAAGCUGAGGCGGAAGUGGCCCUACCUUCCAAAGCAAACGACGGUACUGGUCUCGGAGGUGGUGCCACAAACUAAUCCUUGGACUAAUGAUCGGAAUGGGCAAACUAUAGAGGAGCAUAGAGCAUUAAGGCAUGGCAUAUUUAGAUUUUCUAGCAAAGCAGCUUGGAACAGCAGGUUGGAUUUUACACCGAAACAGCACAAUCGCGAUUGCUCCAGUGAGUACACAUAAACCAGGCAAUCAACAUCACAUAUAUACAGUACCUGAACUACCUACCUAUAUAUAUAUACCUUAUAUAAUUGUAAUACCCCGAUGAUACCAUACCUGGCUAGACGUUAGAUAGUAACCAAUAUAUAUACAAUGUAUUAGGUUAAUAGAUUAUGAACAUCUCAUCUCA